UGUAGGGCAGGCGGUAGCUAACUCCAGUAGAUGGCAGUAAUGCAACACUAAGGAUGCCAGCAUACCGUUCGUAUUCAAAGAAGAAGAAGAUGAAUAGUACUCUCACUCUUUAGCUCAGAUACACAACUAUAACAAGAUUGUGCGAUGGUUUUGACACAAAGACAACCUGCACCCACCCCGUAUGACCGACACAGAAUCCAACAUUUAGCAGGUGAAAUUUGAGGUUCCGCACAGGGUGACCCAUGCUUUCUGAUGAGCUCGACUCCAAACCAGAGCUGCUGGUGCAGUUUGUGCAAAACGCGUCCAUCCCGUUGGUGCAGGGUCUGGAGGACUCGGAGUCCAAACACCCCUGCCUGCCCCUGCCCCUGCCCCUGCUGUCUCCAGCUGAGAGCUCGCUGUGCAGCCCACUGGAGCUCACAGGAGGAGGCCUUAGCCAUGAGCCUGAGACUGCUCCCUCCCUGUCUGAGUUCGGAGGUGUGUCAGAGCGAGGCCCGUUAGUGGUCCAGACCCACUCUCAUCCACGUGCCUCACCCAGCCCCCCACCCAUCCUCCAUGACCUCCAACAGUCAGACAGCACUUCCUACGUACUACUGAACCUUGCCAAAGGCAUCACAGCCUCCUCAGAGUCCCUGAUCUUCGCCGCAGAUGGCGCCGGGGAGGAUGACGAUGAGGGGGUCUCAUCGGGGGACUAUGGGAUCGAUGGCAGUGCUCCCUGGUAUCUGCGGGUACAGGAGCUGGCACACGACAGCCUGAUUGCCGCCACGCGGGCACAGCUUGCCAGAGAUGCCAAGGCCAGCCAGGACGCCAGAGCUGCAAGCGUCAGUAACGGUGACCACACACACAGUUUGACAGCAGACAGGGACAAGCCAGAGCUGGCGUCUCGGACCAACCGCCCCCUCUCCAAGCAGAUCCUCCGCUGCUCGUUUGAGGGCUGCUGCAGGACGUUCACCUGGCCGGCUCAUCUCAAAUACCACCUCAAAACACACAGGAAUGACCGAAUGUUCCGGUGCGGCGCGGAGGGCUGCGGGAAGAGUUUCUACGUGCUGCAGAGGCUGCAGGUUCACAUGAGAACUCACAACGGCGAGAAGCCCUUCAUCUGCAAGGAGAAAAACUGUGGCAAGAAGUUCACCACAGCUGGAAACCUGAAGAACCACAGACGCAUACACACAGGAGAGAAGCCUUUUCUGUGCGAAGCAGAUGGCUGUGGCCGAUCCUUUGCAGAGUAUUCCAGUCUACGAAAACACAUGCUCGUACAUUCUGGUGAGAAGCCUCAUCACUGUGGGAUCUGUGGGAAGACUUUCUCUCAGUCCGGCAGCAGAAACGUCCACAUGAGGAAGAGACACGGAGAGGACGGGCUCAGCAGUGAAAGCAGAGAAACAGGAGAGGCUCUGACACAAAGCAGCCUGCUGGAGGCAGACGGCGAAAAUGGAGAUGGUAUGGUCACCAUGACAACAACUGUUGAACCCAUGAAUCUUCACCAUGCCAUGCUGAGAUCACCUGGCUCUGCCGACUCAGUGGUUGUUCUCUCUCAGCCACAUGAACUGGUGACCAUGACAACAGAAGACCAUGCAUAUGGAGAAGAUGUGGUGGCGCUGCUGUAGUCUGCCAUUAUGAAAAAUGUCACACACUGCGCUAGACUGACAGUCACAUUGGACGCAGACAUCUCAUUUGUAAAUAGAUGAAUUGCUGACUCUCACCCCUGUAGAUAUUUGUAAUUAGCAACCGAUGAUGGUUUUAUUUUGACAAGUGUCAAAUGGCAAAGUUUGUACAAACGACCUUUUUUUUUUCUAGUUUUUGAAAACAAAUACUCCCAAAGAAAUACUGAGACGGGUUCAAAGUUUAUGAAAAUAUAAUGUCCAUAUGUUCUUUGCAUUAACAUUGUAAACAGCAGUCUGGGGUUGAAAUGCAGUGAUGAUAUUCUCUAACGGAAAAUGAGUGCCACUUAUUUUUUUAUAACUUCAAUUGCUGAUAUGAUUGACUGUCUUUUUAUUUUAAUUUUAAAUGUACCAGACAUGUGUACACCCCAUUAUUACUAACUACCAAACACUUGAUACUAGAAACUACCAGAGCACAGUAUAUCACAUUGCUGCAUGUAAACACUGGUCACAGCACAACCAACUUAACAAGCCAGGCUGCCCUGUUAAAAACAUCUAUCUCAAACUAAUCGUGUAUCCAGUAAUGGCCCAAAGCUGCAUUAACUGAGUGUUAUGGGUAACAGCUUUCACUCUAAUGUCAACCUCCAGUGCUUGAUUUGUUCUCGGAGUAGGAAACAUGUUGCUCAUUUACAGCUCGAUACAUCACCACUUGAGAAUAAUCACUUCAUGAGAAAUUAAGAAUUAUUCAUGAGGUUAGCUCCUUCCUUAUGGAACACUGCAGAUGUCUGGGGCCGUUAGAUAAGGUAGUGCACGACGUUACCCGUGUUUGUUAUUGAGCACCACCUAAAUCAGCAGUGGCUGUUCCUCCCUUCUCAGUGGAUCUUCAGGUUGUGAAAGUGGUCCAACGUGGCGCCCAAUGCCCAGCUUGCCUCCACGUUGUUCACUUUCUUGGUCAACUAGGAGGGUAAAAAAAACACCAAAUCACUCAAAUGCCUUUUAUAUUUAUUGAAAUAAAAAAAAGUUAACAGUUUUUGUGUAGAAUCUUUCCUUUAGCAUGAAUUGUGCUCCUAUUUUAGAUCUGGAGUAUCACUUCUUUAGGUGAUUAUGUCAAAGGGUGUACUAGAAUUAAAAAAAAAUAUAUACGAUUUGUUUUUUGCAAAUGUCGGGUGACAGAAAAGGAUAACUCGCAGCAAUCAAUGCUAUGGUCUCCUUAUCUAAUGAUACUAACAAAUGCUCAAUUGAGGCUAUUUGAAACGUAACCAUGCUCGUGUCUUUUUAUGCAAGUGUAUGAUUCAUACAACUCUUAAGUCUGAGCUACACAACUUCUGACACAGUUGAUUUAAUAAAGCCUUACAAGUUUC
Messenger RNA from Perca flavescens (yellow perch), 2956 nucleotides. It is a transcript of the gene znf410, whose product is annotated as zinc finger protein 410. Bases 243 to 1601 code for a protein of 452 amino acids. Gene Ontology annotation, cellular component: transcription regulator complex; chromatin; PcG protein complex. The transcript is spliced from 12 exons. Gene Ontology annotation, molecular function: DNA-binding transcription factor activity, RNA polymerase II-specific; RNA polymerase II cis-regulatory region sequence-specific DNA binding. The record is from RefSeq and is a predicted model, not a curated record. Gene Ontology annotation, biological process: regulation of transcription by RNA polymerase II. Lineage: Eukaryota; Metazoa; Chordata; Actinopteri; Perciformes; Percidae.